This is a messenger RNA of Cuculus canorus (common cuckoo), 1210 nucleotides long. RefSeq names its product claudin 20 (gene CLDN20). The transcript has 2 exons. The coding region runs from base 259 to 1110 and encodes 283 amino acids. The record is from RefSeq and is a predicted model, not a curated record. Gene Ontology annotation, biological process: bicellular tight junction assembly; cell adhesion. Gene Ontology annotation, molecular function: structural molecule activity. Gene Ontology annotation, cellular component: plasma membrane; bicellular tight junction. Lineage: Eukaryota; Metazoa; Chordata; Aves; Cuculiformes; Cuculidae.
UUUACUGCUUUUACUCGCUGUUCAGUUUUCAUCAUACAACCCGGGUAUUAAUUUUGUAUUUAGGACUAAGGGCCUCCAUUUUUUCUCCAUAAUCUCUUUGCUUUCCCUUACUGAAUGUUUGUCAAACAAAACUCAUUAAACAAAGUACUCCUUUAUUCUCGGGUAGAUGGAACUAAGAGAGGGAACAAACAGCAGUAAUGCACUUGCUGUAGAGGAAAAAAAAAACAACAUUCCAAGAAAUUUUGAUAAUGCACGCCAAUGCAGUUUUAUAUGAGAAGGGAUAGUUCCAGUCAAGAGAAACUGCUUUUUUUCCAGGACAUCUACAGUGAAGAAAACAGCUCAGACUUCACAUCCAGCAAGGGCUACAGCCUUGGCUACGAAGCUACCAACCAGUUACACACAUUUACAAGAGAGAAACGGGCUGACAAAAGGUUACAGCAGAUAAUCAUCAUGGCAUCAGCAAGUCUGCAGUUCUUUGCUUUUAUUCUGGCUUUGUUUGGUGUUUUUGGAGACAUCACAGCCACCUUGCUACCAAACUGGAAAGUAAAUGCAGAUGUUGGUUCAAACAUCAUAACAGCUAUAACACAGAUGCAAGGACUUUGGAUGGACUGCACGUGGUACAGCACUGGGAUGUUUAGCUGUACCCUGAAAUACUCUGUUCUUUCUCUCCCCGUCUACAUCCAGGCUGCACGGACGACCAUGGUACUGUCUUGUAUCCUAUCAGCCUUUGGGAUCUGCAUCACUACAGUUGGCAUGAAAUGCACAAAGUUGGGAGGGGAUGCUAACAGCAAAAGUCAUGCUUGUUUUGCUGGAGGAGUCUGCUUCAUUCUUGGAGGAAUCUUUGGAUUAGUACCAACAUCCUGGUACACAAGAGAAAUUAUUUCAAAUUUUCUGGACCAGACCAUUCCAGAGAGCAGUAAACAUGAACCAGGAGGAGCGGUUUACACAGGAUUCAUUUCAGCAGGGUUUCUGCUUAUCGCAGGUGUGAUUUUCUGUACUUCCUGUCUUAAAAAGCAGCACGGAGCAUGGAUUUACCCUUCAAAGCAGCACCAUUUCCCAUCCACAGAUCAGGAGAGCAACACAGGCUACAACCUGAAGGACUAUGUGUAAAUACAGUUCUCUCUAUCCAUUGAGGCUUUUUUUGUGCUUAGUGUAGUUUGAUUAUUUCAAAGAAUGUAUAACAUAGCACUUAACUUUUCUUACAUCUGGG